GCCAGCCUUGUCAGUCGCCGCUGCUGCCGCAUGGGCGUUGUACUAGCGCUCGUCCACACGAUCUGCGUAAGAGGACCGAACGAAGGCGAAACUACGAUCGACAGCUGCCUGCAUUGCGCUAGAGCCACACACUGCCAGCUACACAUUGUCAGCCUCGAGAGCCUGGAGCCUGGUCAACAAUGGUGCGCCAAUAUUUCUGGUGCUUGAUACUCGCGCAUCACGCGUCAGCCCUGAAAGCACCAAAUGCUUCGAAAACGCUGGCGACGCGCGCAAGAGGCGCCGGCGCCGUCGUAGCGGUGAGCGGCGCAGCACUCGUAGCGGUAUCGAUUGAUGUAAAUACGCUGCACGUCGUGGCACCGUCGAUCGACGAUGCAGCGAGACACUGGGCGGCGAAUCACGCGGCCGGGAAUGACAACUCGCUGGGACGCGUGCUGUCAGACAUCGCACCGGGCCUCGGCGUGCCCUGCGCCGCCGCGUCCCUCGCCCUCGUGGCGCGGCGCGGCGCGGACGCUUUGAGAAUAGUCGCGCCUCUGGGCGUCGGCUUCGGCGCCUUCGUCCAGGGUUUUUCGGGCGUGCUCAAGGACGCGACGCAACGCAUCCGACCGGACCCGCUCCACCACUCGACCUAUUCGUUUCCGUCGUCGCAUACCGCCUCAGCCACGUUCCUCGCGGGUGCCUUCCUCGCGGUGUUAGUACCGGCGCUCCUUGGUGACGACGAGGAGGAGUUCUGGACGUGGACGCCACAAACAAUAACGUCGGUCGCGAGCAUCACGGCCCUGACCGCCACCGGCCGUAUAUUAACAGAGAGCCACUUCCUCAGCGACACGCUCGCCGGCGCCGCGCUCGGGAUUGGUGCUCUAGGGGCGACCGCGUUGGUCAGUAGUCGGAGUAAUGGGUAGUAGGAUGAGA
This is a messenger RNA of Pelagomonas calceolata, 909 nucleotides long. The record is from the annotation of a GenBank genome assembly. NCBI's taxonomy places the organism in Eukaryota, Pelagophyceae, Pelagomonadales, Pelagomonadaceae.